GUCUAGAAGAAACCACGAAAAUAUAAUUCCCGAAGCCGAAUCAGGCCAGCAAAUAAACGAAACAAAUCGAGCAGCUUGAUAAUGGCAGCAGCUCCCACAAAAAGGAAAUGAAAUCAAAUCGCACAGUCGCUGUAAAUAAAAACCAAUGUUAAUUAAAAGCGAGAGGGAACAGCAACGUUGAGUUGGCUUUAAAACCCAUUUAUGCCAUGGGGCUAUAAGCGCUGUACUACACAUAAGUAAAUCACGCGGAGCUACGGAGCAACAUGUAGUUCGUGAAACCAUGUUGCACUCGAUAUAAGAACGAUUUCGAUAUACAAUGUCAAUGGCUAUUUACAUGGUGCAUGAAAAAUGGCCAUUUGUUUUCAAUCAAAUUGAAGCGCACACAGAAUGGACAGCAACAACAACAGCUACAACAGCAAUGCAGCAAAAACAAAAAUGACUUAAAGCCGCUUAAAAGUGCAAAACAAACGAAAAAGGCAACGUAAAACGAAACUCAGGCGCAAACAAAAACAAAAGCCGCAGCAGCAUAAAUUCCAGCAGGCACACGACCAACACGGCGUAUGCGUGAUUAAUUGCACUUUAAAUACAAACAAGAAGGACGCGCAAGGACGACAACACUGACAAAAUGUUGCCCACAAAUGUGAUGACGUUCAUGAAAAAGAUGGUGGCCACCGAUGAACAGGCCAACCAGGGGCAUCAGCAUUCAACCGAUUCUGGCAGUGGCGCCUCAAACACGGGCGCUUUAAACAAGAUGAAGGCAACGCUCUCCUCAUCGCUGCUAACCGUGACAGACAAAGUUAAUAAAAUGUCGCCACGCCCCUCUCUGGUGCCAACGGAUGCGGACACCAGCGGCAGCUAUGGCUCGCCCAGCUAUCAGCAGCAACAACAGCAACAGCAGCAGCAGCAGGAGGCCAGCAGCAAUCUGAACAACAACAAUAACAGUACCGGUGGCGGUGGCAGUGGUGGCGCCGCCGCCAAACAGGAGCCCGGACGCCGAGCGGGGGCGUGCCGGGUGUGCCUCAAGUCCUUCAAGCCGGACGACUACCACAAGACGUGCUUCGAGUGCCAGCAGCGUGUGUGCGAGGAUUGCGCCAGCUACAGCAAGCUAGACGAUCAUGAGGACGCGAACAUGUGGCGCUGCAGCGUUUGCCGCCGCAAGAUGGCCUCGCGCGUCUGUAUACCACAGGACUCGACAGAUUCCACGCUGGACGUGCCCGUGCUGGAGGCACUGCAGCGUCGACACUCGGACGCCAAGCUGGGCAGCAGCACACAGACGCUGGCGCCGAGCAAUGGCGCCGCCUUGGCACCGCCGCGCAGUCCAGAGCUGCGUCGCCAUUCAGAUGUUUCACCUGCAUCACUGAAGGAGCUGGAGCGCCAGCUAAAAGGUGGACGCAGCAUGGCGCCCAGCCGUUCGAAUAGCCCGCCGCGCGGCAGCGAAUUGGAGCCCGCAUUUGGCGCGCCCCUCUCGCGGAUGCAGUCGCGGCGCGGCUCACGUGUCUCGCGCCAGCACAGCUACGAUGAUGACGUGAAGACGGGCGGCGUGGGCGGCAGCAUGGGUGGGGGCGGGCCCGCGCUGGGCGUGGGCGCUGAUGGUGCUGGCCUGGGCAUACCAACCAUGCCGCGCAGGAAAUCGGCCUACGAUGUGUUUGCCCCGGGACUGAUGCAGGGUGCGGCAACAGCAGCCACACAACAGCAGCGUUCACCGUGUGAUGGCGGCGGUGGCAUAAUGCCGUCUGUGCAGCUGCCGGGCUCGCGCCGUCCCUCGUUUCGUGUGCCGCAUCCCUCGGAGGAUAUGCAGAACGAUGAGUCGCCCGGCUCGCCGGAUAAGGGCAGCCCAGUGCUCACUGUGGACGAUGAUCGACGCAUGCGGCGACGCGGCUCACAGCUGCCGGACAUUGCGGCGCUGCAGAAUCGCGGCGCGUUGCCAACGGGUCUGACCUGCGCGAUACCGGCGCCAAUGGCCUCGUUUACGGGUCCCAAUUUGGAGGAUUUGGAGGCACCACGACGGCAAACUUCCAUGGAUGGCGAAGCCAUACGUAUUGUCAUACAUGAUGUUGAUUCCGGUCCGAUAUGUGCAUCAAAGCGUCGCAUUGUCCUGCGCCGGGACCCCACGGACAAGGCACAUCGCACACGAGGCUUUGGCAUGCGCGUGGUUGGCGGCAAAACCGGCACCGACGGGCGGCUCUUUGCCUACAUUGUCUGGACAGUGCCUGGCGGGCCGGCUGAGAAAAAUGGCCUACAGCAGGGCGACAAGAUACUCGAGUGGAACGGCAUGUCGCUAAUCGAUCGCAGCUUUGAGGAGGUCUGCUCCAUUAUGGAUCGCACAGGUGACAUUGUCGAGCUGCUGGUGGAACAUGCCACAGAUUUUCGCAUGUGCGAUCUGUUCGAUGAGAAUCUGCCGCCCGGCAAUAGUGGCGGCCAGAGUGGACCAAGGCGCUCCGGCGAUGGUCCUGUAGGACUGGGACUUAUAGCGGACCCCGAAAUCAACACAGACAAAUCACCAGCAUCGCCAACUAGACGGAAAUUACCAAAAACUCCGGAGCAAAUUGCACGGGAGAAAAUGGUCAGCGGCCGUGUCCAAAUACAGGUUUGGUAUCAUGCGGAACGCACCGAAUUGGUCGUAUCCCUAAUGGCUGGCGAUGAUCUAGCAUUACGCGAUGAGGCAUACGGGCAUGGCAAUCUGCCGGAAGCAUAUGCCAAAGUUCGCAUAUUGCCCAAGUGCGGCGACGGCAGCGUGCAGCAAACGGAGGUCAGUCGGCCCACUCAGAAUCCCAUUUGGAAUGCAACCUUGACCUUUGCCCAUGUGAAGGCCGACAGCUUGAUGGAUCGCUAUAUAGACAUACAAUUGUGGGAUCUGGUGCCGCAUACAGAGUCCAUAUUUCUGGGCGAAUGCAACAUUGAGCUGCAGCAGGCAUUUCUCGAUGACCAGGCCAUCUGGUGUCGUCUGGAGGACCCAAAGGGGCUGCGUGGCAUUAGCAUCAGCAAGUCGCCAAGCGUCUCGCCACGAGGCUCCAUUGCUGCGGGUGCUGGCCAUUGUGGCGAUAUGGCACGUUUGCUGCGUCGGGAUUACAAUAUGCAGCGCUCCAUAUCGGAUGAUGUUGAUUCGAUAGGGGACGGUGCAUCAUUGCUACAUCCGGAUCAUGCUUGGAUAGCGGGCUCGCGACGCGGCUCAUCGCAAUCAGAGACAUUGGAAGUCGAGGUAUAUCAGUUGGGUAAGGACUUCUCGCGCUCAUUGCCGGGCUCGCGUCGUUCAAGUUUUCAGGAUGCCGAAAAGAAUCGGCUGGAGGAGGAUGCCAUGGCCACGCCACCCACAUCAUAUCUUGUGGGCCGGCGUCGCUCCUCAGUUGCACGACGCGAUCCGGAUGAGAUCUUGAAGUCCUUAAAAGCUGUACGCGGCGAGCUGGGACGCACAAUGAGCCUGGGCACCGAGCAGAACAAGCGCAUGGGUUCGCGACGUGCCAGCCGUGCCGGCCUGCCGAGUGGUCCCAACAGUCGCAAAAGCUCCAUACUGGAUCUGUCGCAGCAGCAACAGCAGCAGCAACUGCAACAACUGCAACUGCAAAACCUGCAGCUGCAACAACAGCAACAUCUGCCGAUUGGCAUUGGCACAACGGAGACCAGUCCACCGUCCGAUGAUGAGGACAAGCGCUAUCGUCCACGCUGGAAGGGCUCGGGCACACAGCUGCCACCGCAGAGCGCCAAGCAGGCAUUGUCCAGGCUAAAGCAAGCCGCCUCCGUCUCGAAUGUGGCACAGGAAAAGCAGAGCCAGCUGUUGGGCAGCGGCCUGGGAGACAGCAGCCAGCAGCAGACGCUGCGCAAGGGCAGCAUGGUCAAUUUGCGUGGACAGGAUACACUCAACGCAGGCGGACAGCUGCAGCAGCAGCGCAAGGCUAGCAUGUUUCAGUUGGGCGAGGGGCACGCCCCGCAAUCGCAGUCGCUGUCGCAGUCGCAUUCGCUGCAGCGCAAGGGCAGCGUCUAUGUGCCCUCCGCCAGCGAUACGCCCCCCAUGGGCACGCCCACACGCAAAGGCAGCAUCUAUCAGCGGACCAGCACGGAGAGCGGCGACAGUCCACAGAGAAAGGGCAGCAUCUAUCAACGCACCAGCACGGACAGCGGCGACAGCCCACAGAGGAAGCAGAGCGUGGUGAAAACCCUCAGCGGCAGCUAUGUCAACGUCGCGGCCAUCACUGGCAGCGAGUCCAGCUAUGGCCUCAAGUUGGGCCCCUCCCAGAUACAUCCCAAGGGCUAUCGCCUGACCACGGCGCGUUAUGGCGAGCUCAAAAUGGGAUUUGUGAAAAUUAAAGGCAACGUCGAGGUGGAGCUGAUUUGUGCACGAAACAUUGUCAACGCGGACUGCGAGACGCCGCCGGACACCUACGUCAAAUGCUACAUCAAAGAUGGCGAACGUUUGCGGCACAAGAAGAAGACGCGCGUGGUGCGGCAUGCCGCAGAGCCAAUCUACAAGCAGACCAUCAAAUACCAGAGUGCGGAUGUCUUUGGCCGGAACAUUGUCAUAAUGGUGUGGCAACGAUGUGUGGGCUUCGAGCACAAUCAGGGCCUGGGCGGCACGGAGGUGAAUCUGGACAAAGUGAACAUUGGACAGCACAUCAGCGGCUGGUACCCGCUGUUCCCCAUGCACAGCUACGGCGGCUCGGAUUCGGAUAAUUCCCCUUGACCGAACACGGGAGCGCGCGCGACAACCGAAACAAUAAAAUUGAAAUGCAUAACACCAAUAUUUAAUGAUAUGCUAUUGCUUAAAGUAAACGCUCAAUUUGUUAGUACUUAAGCUGGGCCAUCCGAACAUUUGUUGUUUAAUCGAAGUUAUAAUCCCAAGCCAAUCCCCAACAAUUCCCACAUAUAUACAUUUAUAUAUAUCUAUGUAUGUCCCCAAAAUAGUUUUAGUAGUUAAAUGAGCUUGACAGCGUUUUUGGUGAGAGAGCUUUGUAGGUACAGUAAGGCAACACUACGGCAAACAAUUGCAGGCACAAUAAUUGAGAAAUCAGAGUACCAGAUCGAACAGACAGACAUAUAGAAAUACAUAUUAUACAAGAAAUCAAAACAAAAGAAAACAAAACAAAAAAUGAAUGAUAUAUAUAUAUUUUUGCUUGUUGUUGUUGUGUUUGUGAGUGUUUAAUGCAUGUUGUGUUUGUGCCACGCGCAGGCAAAGGCAAAAAUCCAAUAAAACAAAUUGAAAAUCAACAAUAAAGUCGUAAAAUGCAAGGCAACGAAAAGGCAAGUAAAUCGAAAGCAUACGCUACAGGAAACCUAAAGUACACUAACCUUUAUUAACAAAUAUAUUCAACUAAAUGUUUGCUAAAUGUUAAUCACUUUUCAAAGUCAGAGCUGAGUAAACCCGUGAAGGUUUCAAACUGCAGGCCACACGAAUCAAAUGCAAAACUAAACACUAAACUUUCUCAGUGUAUAAAAUAUAAAAGAAAAAAACACUCAAACGAUAUCAAGUGGAAAAAAAAACAUAUACAACUAAAUUAAUAUGACAAUCUUCUUGUGUAUGUGUGUGCGUGAGCGUGAGUGUGUGUGUGCGUGAGCGAGUAAAGCGUGAUUAAGACGAAUUUACUGUAGUCAUUUUUUCGGUAGUCAGUGUGGUAGGCGCAACACAACAUUUAAAGCAAUUUGCUUAAACGAAAUCCUCAACUUCCUUCGUGCCCCGCUUGGUAGCCCCCAUUUGUAUCUUCCCAGAACUUGCAGCUUCACAUUCGACUUUCGACAGGACAAUCUCUUGUAAUGAAAUACUAGGAAACAAAAAGAUUGAACAAAAAAAAACACUUCUUUUUUUAGUGGGCUUGCAAACAAAACCAACGUUCAACUUAUCGACUUGGAGUUUCAAACUUGGCAAACAUUAUAUAAAAAACGAAAAGAAAAAAUUAUCUAAAAAAUAUUUAAUAACUAGCAUAAACUGGUGUCAUAUUAUCAAUACAAAACUAGAGUACAUUUAAGCUUUGAUGAAAAUCUUCAACUUUUUACUCUCUACUAACUGAAAGCCUCUUGCAAAAAAAAAACUCGACUAUUUCUACAAGUGCGACAACUUUUUACCGUUAGUUAGCAAAAGGACUUCAAACAAUUUCACGUGGUACUAAAGAAAAAACUAUCAAAAUUCUAUAUACUCUACUACUCCUAAGAAUUCGUUAUAUAUUGUUUUUGUUUUCGAAACCCCCUAAUUGCUAAGUUUAAGAAAUAAUCUCUUUGUCAUUGUACAACUGCUUAAGUAACAUGUGCAUAUAUACGUACAUAUGUAAUUUGUCCAGGUAGCCAGGGUAAAACCUUCGAGUGGUAUCGGAAAUAAAAAAACAUUUCAGUUUAAAUAAAUAUUAAAUACUCUUUACAUUUUGGCUGUUGACCUUAGCUCGAGAAAAAUAGUGUUGUAAGACGAAAGAGCGUCAAAACGAAAUGAAAUGAAUCGAAACGAAAUGAAACGAAACGAAAGGAAAACUAAAAAUUGGUUGUGCUUUGAGAAAUCUAUUGUAAUCAUUGUUGAAAAUCUAUUUUCUAUAAUGGCUGUAAAAGCCUUAAGAUAUUUUCAGCUAAACUUAAGUAUCUUAAUACUAACUAUUGCUGUAACUGAAACUUAAGUCUAUUUGAUCAACUUUGUACGAUCUGUACUUUAAUUAUUAAACCUAUUAUACCUAUUACAUGUUGUUAAUUGUAAUUGAAAGUACUCUGAAAAGAAAAACACUGUAAAAAUAACACCAUAUCAACGUGUAGCGUUGAGGACAAGGAUUAGCAAGGAUUAAGGACAGCGCUUUAAAAGUGCAGAGUGUGUGUAGCAUGGCUUACGAUUAUAGAAAAAGGAAAACCUAUAUUUAACAAUUUGUUAAACAUUAGUAAUUACUUGCAUUAAACUAUUAAAUACAAUAUAUAUAGACAGAUGUGAACAAUAUGAACGUACAUAUAUACGGAUAUAUAUACAUAUAUUAUAAUUAAAUGUAGCAAAACCCAAGAC
Molecule: messenger RNA, 6958 nt
Organism: Drosophila montana
Lineage: Eukaryota; Metazoa; Arthropoda; Insecta; Diptera; Drosophilidae
Gene: Fife
Product: fife
Exons: 16
Coding region: 626-4675 (1349 amino acids)
Biological process (GO): positive regulation of synaptic transmission; regulation of synaptic plasticity; calcium ion-regulated exocytosis of neurotransmitter
Cellular component (GO): presynaptic membrane; cytoskeleton of presynaptic active zone
Molecular function (GO): transmembrane transporter binding; small GTPase binding
Source: RefSeq, a predicted model, not a curated record